Messenger RNA from Amphimedon queenslandica, 388 nucleotides. Its product is annotated as pollen-specific leucine-rich repeat extensin-like protein 1. The coding region runs from base 73 to 363 and encodes 96 amino acids. Lineage: Eukaryota; Metazoa; Porifera; Demospongiae; Haplosclerida; Niphatidae. The transcript has 3 exons. The record is from RefSeq and is a predicted model, not a curated record.
GUAUAUAUAUAUCUAUUAUGUGCUAAUAGACCCUCCCUCUCUCUCUUUGACUCUUCCCUCUUCCUAGCCAUUAUGCCAGUCCUGGUCCCUAACAGGCCAACUCAGCAACCCCUCUACCAUGAACCACAGUCAACUGGCCUCCCUCAGAACAUUGACUGUCCUCUUUCAUCUGAUCCUCUACCAGCAGAGGAGACCCCUCCACCUGCUUACAGUGAAGUUCCCCCAGUUGAUAGUCCAGCUGAUCCACAGAGUGUCUACUCUGGUGUUGGCUCUCCUAUCAUGUCUCCAUUAUCAGCUGCUUCCAACACUUCAGUUAAUCCAAUUGGAUCACCGGCUCAGUCAGGUGAGGCUGGUACAGAGUAGUGGGAGGAGACAAAGAAUUCUUUCA